GCUGAAAGUGAAGGAUUUCAUUGAUGAAUGCUUCAAGAAGAAAGUGUAUUUAAAGGUAUACAACCACAUGAUCCACCCAGUGCCAAGGAUGCAUGAUUUUGAAGAUUCAAAAACUGGAAAAGUGGAUCCUCCUGAUGUAGUAAUCAAGAUGGGAAGGCCAAAAAAAUGCAGAAGGAAGGAUGCAAAUGAUAAUCCCAACCAAGGCAGACAAAGAUCCAGCAAGUCACAUGGUGCAUCAGGAUCUAGAAGACCUAGUACCCCACCCCAUCCACCUUUUGAUGAGAAUGUGACAAUUCAAGAAGAGGUACCUCCAAUUUAUUCCCAACCAUCUCAAGAUUCCAUGCCCGAAAUUGCAGUUCAGCCCCCACUUCCACUUCAGCCACAAAUUGCAGUUCAGCCCCCACUACCAGUUCAGCCACCAAUUCCACUUCAGCUACCACCUCAAACAGCCCCAGGACAAUCUUUUAAGAUUCCUAAACAGAGUAGCAGAACAGCACUAGGUGAGACUAUCACUAGAGGAUUGAAUGUGCAUAAACCAUCACAUGAACAGAUUGUUCAUUCAGAGCAAAUAACUCAACAACCUGUCCAACAAGAACAUCCACAAUCCUCAACAGCUUAUCAGCAAAAACCUAAAGCUCUUAGAAAGCAAAAAAAGCCAAUAUCUUCUUCAACUAAAUUGCUUAAGAGACAACAACAAGAUGCUCCAGAUCAAUCCUCCCAAUUCAAGAGAAAAUGUUGUGCAGAGAGAAAUCCAUCUAUUUCUUCACUGAUCAAGGGUUUGGCCAACUCAUAUAGGCCAGGACAAACCAAAAAAAAUGAUGAAAAUCCUGAUGGAACAUCAAAGCCCACAAGAAAUGUAUGAGGUGCAAUUGAGGUUCAAUUUUUAUCUAUUUUGUGAUGUUUUAGUGAUGGAUUUUGCAAAACUGAUGGUUGCAAAUUAGAAUUUUUGGAUGUAUAGUUGUAAAUCAGGAUGAAAAUCUAGUUGUGUACAUG
Sesamum indicum (sesame) is the source of this 993-nucleotide messenger RNA. The record is from RefSeq and is a predicted model, not a curated record. NCBI's taxonomy places the organism in Eukaryota, Viridiplantae, Streptophyta, Magnoliopsida, Lamiales, Pedaliaceae.